AUGGCAGACCAGGUAGUCAUCGUGACCGGGGCGGGAAAUGGAAUUGGUCUCAGCAUGAUCCAGCUACUGAUGAAGUCGGCCAAAGUGUCCCAUGUAGUUGCGGUGGAUCUAAACAUUGAUAAACUGAAAGCGAUACAAAAGGAGCAUCCCGAGAAGGUGUCUUUGGUCACCGGAGACGUCUCUAAGACUUCGACCAGUAUUGAAGCUGUUGAGACAGCCGUUAAACAGGGAGGGCAUCUCAACUCCUUGAUCUUGAACGCAGCCAUGGUGCGACCUACCGGGUAUCUUCCCAAGCUGGUAGUGAACGACUGGAGAAAGGCAUUUGAUGUAAACUUUUUCUCCCAGCUCGAUAUGAUGCAACAGGCGUGGCCGCAUUUACUGGAGAGCGAAGGGAAUGUGAUGAUGACAUCAACCAGAGUCUCUCAGGAGCCGACUGAUUCAUGGACCUGUUAUGCCACCACAAAGGCGGCAUUGAACUACCUGUGUUCGUGCCUGCCCCUUGAAGAACCCAAGAUCAAAUACGUCGCCAUCACUCCUGGGGCGGUCGACACAGAUUCUCAAACUGCUUCACGCCUGGACGGUAAGAUCAAGAACUUCUCUCCUAAGAUGCGCAAAUUUUUGAACGAGAUAUACUCGAGCAACAAGCUCCUCAAGCCCGAACAGCCCGCUUCUGCAUUUGUCAAGCUCGUGGAGACUGGUAUACCCGACAAAUUCACGGGCAAGACGAUCUACUGGGGUGACAUAUAG
Messenger RNA from Exophiala spinifera, 747 nucleotides. RefSeq lists its product as uncharacterized. Lineage: Eukaryota; Fungi; Ascomycota; Eurotiomycetes; Chaetothyriales; Herpotrichiellaceae. The transcript has 4 exons. Gene Ontology annotation, cellular component: intracellular anatomical structure. The record is from RefSeq and is a predicted model, not a curated record. Gene Ontology annotation, molecular function: oxidoreductase activity, acting on NAD(P)H, oxygen as acceptor. The coding region runs from base 1 to 747 and encodes 248 amino acids.